This is a messenger RNA of Loxodonta africana (African savanna elephant), 7608 nucleotides long. It is a transcript of the gene TBC1D2, whose product is annotated as TBC1 domain family member 2. Bases 6077 to 7489 code for a protein of 470 amino acids. The record is from RefSeq and is a predicted model, not a curated record. The transcript is spliced from 8 exons. Lineage: Eukaryota; Metazoa; Chordata; Mammalia; Proboscidea; Elephantidae.
CCCCUACCUCUAGGCCCUGCCAGCUCUCUCCCUGGGCCCUGUGGGUUUUCUAGAUGGAACAAGGAUAACCCUUAAUGCUGGAAUAUUCAUAUUUCAAGUAGAUGUUGUUAGAAGUAUUGCCACACUCUUCUCACUUCUUCAACCUGAGGCCCCAAAGUAACUUGAACUUUUUAUGAUGACUUGGGCUGAAGAAUGAAGGUGUCUCUAGAUGAUCAAACUAGAGAUAAAAGAGCUCAAGAUGGAGCCAGAACUCCUACAUUCUAGAAUAGCUAAGUCCAGGGCCUGGCCUGCUCAGCCUCCUUAAUGCCGCUCUGAUGCCCUCAGGAGCCCCCGAGGUGGGAGGGUGGCCCUCCCUGCAGGGCUACACACAGUACAGGGGACCUGUGGCUGGCUGUGGCAUGCUCAUAAUAGAAGCAGUAAUCACUGUUCCCACCUUUAGAAUGUUUGCUCUGUGUCAGGCACUUCCCUAAGUGACUUGCUUACAUCAUCUCACUUAAUGCUUGCACCGGCCCUACGAGCAGUCACUUUUAUGCUGCCCACUUUACAGAUGAGAACACUGAGGCUGAGAGAGGCUAUAUAACUUGCCCAGGGUCACGUGCUAAAGAAGCAGGGGAACUGGAGUGGGGUUGGGGCACACGUCUGCAGACUGGUCAGCCUGCUCUGCUGCCUCCUAACUCCUUUGCCCCUUCCAGCUGCUGCCACCAUCCCUGUCUCACCCUUCCUUCACCUUCUCUGUCCUAUCUCUCCCUCAUCCCACAGGGACAGAUGGCAACACUGGGGGAAUGAACUUGAUUUUACAUGUGGUACCUGUCAUGGGAGGGUUGACAGGAGCUGCCAGACUGUCCGGGACCUGAGGCUGUAGACAGACAUUCAUAGGCCCACUUUCCCUAAAGGAAGCCACAUAGCCUGGGCCAGUCCUGACCUGCACCAUGCCAUUCACAACCAUGCAGAUUGAUGCACAUACAACCAUGGAAACUCUCAUGGUGCUGUAUCAAGGAACUGCUGUGGAAACAGAAGGAAGGGAGGAAGGAAACAGGAAGCUUUUGAGAGAACCAGUGAGCAGUGCAGUACAGUGGUCACUGCCCAAGCUUUGAGCUCAGACAGACCUGUGUUUGAAUCCUGGCGCUGUCUCUUACUAGCUAUGUGACCUUGGGCAACUUAUCUCACCUGUAUGUAAAAUCAGCUGAUGAUUCCUACCUCAGAGUUGUUAGAAGAUAACAUAAAACCCAGACUACCUCCCCUUUUCUUUUUUUCAGCAGGUACUGAAAAGCCACAGAACCACUAGCUGAAUAUCUUUUCCCCUUAUUUAGUCUGAAAUUAUGAGACAUUGAUGGUUCAGUGGUAGAAUUCUUGCCUUCCAUGCAGGAGACAUGGGUCCAAUUCCUGGCCAGUACACUUCGAGAGCAGCCACCACCCUGUGUCAUUAAAGGCUUGCAUAUUGCUAUGAGGCUGAACAGGUCUCAGCAGAGCUUCCAGACUAAGAUGGACUAGGAAGAAAGGCCUGGCAAUCUGCUUCUAAAAAUCAGCCAGUGAAAACCUUAUGGCUCACAAUGGAACAUUGUCCAGUCCUCAGCCAGUCAUGGGAAUGGUGCAGGACCGGGCAGUGUUCAUUCUGUUGUGUAUGGGGUUGCCGUGAGUCAGGGCUGACUUAAAGGCAGCUGACAACAAGAAGAAAUCUGAAAUUAGAGAUUCUUUUGGUUAAAAUACAUUAAAAAACACCUUUCAAAUGCAGAUACAGCUAAAUUAUCGAGAAAGCUCUCCUUCGCACAGCAGUAAAUAUCGCUUCCAUCAGAUUGCUCUCCUAAGCUACCUUAGCUGUUUUCCUCUUUCUGCCCAUUCUGCUGGAAUCCACUGUUCAAGACCCAGUAAAGCAGCACAGGGAUCAGAGAAAUCGUUUCACCGGAUGCUUCCGGACUGCCCCAGAGAGCUGAUUAUAACCAUGGACUCACCUCUGAGCCUGAGUGCGAAUUUCCAUGCUCAGGAAUUGCAUUUAUCAGUGAGUCCCAACAUGAAGGGACUGGGCAUCUGACUUACGGUGGCCAAAUGCACACUUGCAGAUGAUUGUCCGGGGCUGUGUUUUGUGCCAGAAAAAAUUGCAUGUGCUAAAAGUUCCUUAUAUUUUUAGCCUUUAAAUGUCUUAUCUUGAAAAAAUAUGUAACCACCCCCCAAAAAAUCAAACCCAUUGCUGUCGAGUCAGUUCGGACUCAUGGCAACUCCAUGUGUUAGAGAGUACAACAGCUCCAUAGGGUUUUCUUGGCUCUAAUCUUUAUGGAAGCAGGUCACCAGGCCUUUCUUCUGCAACUCGGCUGGGUGGGUUCAAACCACCAGCCUUUACGUUAGUAGUCUAGUGUAAACUAUUUGCACCACCCAGAGACCCAUCAAAAACCCAUUGUUUCUAAAUCUCGGGGCCAACCUUGUUCACAUUUCUUGCUUGCCCCAUGAGUGAGAAUACCCAGCUUUAGAGAAAGCCCCUCUUGUUUUUGAAACUCCUAGUUUGAGAAUAGAAUUACUGAUCUCUUGACUAUCUAUCAGAGCUGGCAAGAGAUGGGCGAUCUAGAUUGCCCCCCACAUUUUCAGAGAAGGACAGCUGGCCCCAGAGGGGAAGGACUGACCCAGGUCCUUCUGCAAGAGCAGCAGGACUGCCCGAGAGCCAGGUCUUCCCCACCCACCCACUCCCUUCCCCACUCAGCACAAGGGCCGGUCCAGGGAACAUCUCCUGACGAGAUCCCUGCGAAGGUAGGCAGGCAGCUCUCCUCCUCCCGUGUCGCUUCUCUCUGGUCAUCUUUCUUCCUUCUCCUGCCUGUCAUGUGGAUUUUCUCUUCUCUGAGGUCUCUCUUUUUUCCUCUCUACAGUCCUGAGCCAAGAAGAGCCCUCAAGGUAGGGAAACGAGCUGAAUGGGAAGGGGGCUUUACCAGGUGCCACCCCCACUCACACCUGCUGCUGCUCCAAGUGCUGCUCACACUUGCCCUCCCUGUCUGCAUGGUCCGUGUCUUCCCUGGGGCUACAGACUGGGGUGCAGUACGCCACAAGUCCAAAGCCUUGGAAAUGCCAGUGAGAAACUGCUGGGCCUGGGAUGAGGGAGGGCUGGUAAUAAGGAGGCAGAGCCAAGUAGCGUUGUGGACAGACUCUAGUAUGAGAGUCAGAUAAGCUUUCACUCAGCAGUAUUUCUUGAGCACCUACUAUUGGCUAGGAGCCGUGGUGAUUCAGUGGUUAAGAGCUCAGCUGCUAACCGAAAGGUCAGCAGCUCCGAUCCACCAGCCACUCCUAGGAAACCCUAUAGGGCAGCUCUGGUCUGUCCGAUAGGGUUGCUAUGAGUCAGCAUCAACUCAACAGCAACGGUUACUAUGAGCUAAACACAUCUGAGUUUGGCUUCUGACUCUCUUUUGCACGAGCUGUGUGACUGAGGGGAAGUUACCUUCUCUGUGCUUCAUUUGUAAAAUGGAAAUUUUAAUACUUUGAUACAGUCAUGCAUCACAUAAUGUCCCUUCAGGGAACAUCCAACUGCAUAUGUGUCUGUGGUCCCAUAAGGUUAUAAUAAAAAACAAAAAAACAAACAAAAAAAAAACCCAUUGCUGAUGAGUUGAUGCUGACUCAUAGUGACCCUGUAACCCUAUAGGACAGAGAAGAACUGCCCUGUAGGGUUUCCAAGAAGCAGCUGGUGGAUUCGAACUGCCAACCUUUUGAUUAGCAGCCAAACACUUUAACCACUGUGCCACCAAGGUUCCAAGAUUAUAAUAGAGUUCAGAAAUCCUGAUCGGAGAACUGGAUGCAGUGGAUUUAGGCAUGUUGCACUGGACUAUCACAAAGACCCUCAAAAACAAAAAAUUCUCCAAGCUGUUAAAGGAUUGGCUCCACUGAAAGCUACGAAGCUAAUGAAAAUGUGAGAGGAACCUAUAUCAGAUAAGGAGGAAUUGCUAAUGACAUGGCUUGAGUAGCAGACACAAAAGCGAAUCCCUCUCAGCAUGGUGACUACCAAUGCUAAGGCGCAAAGCUUGUUGGAGAUGCCUAAAGAAGAAGCAGGAUCAGACUAAGAUAACAAGUUUAGUGCUAGCUCUGAGUGGUUCAAUGUGAAGGUGAGUGGUGAGUCAGCAAGUGUUGAUGCAAAGGCAACGGAAGAAUUGGUUGAAACCUUAGAUUAAUUAUAAAAAAAAAUUAUAGAAGGAAGUUAUUUGCCUCAGCAAAUUUUUAAUGUGGAUGAAACAUCCUUAUUCUGGAAGCAAAUGCCUAAAAGGACCUUCAUCCACAGCAAGGUGUUUGCACAGCAUCCAAAUUGUGUAACAUCCUGUUUCACAGAACAUACUGUGGACAUUAAGUACGGCUUGACUGUACUUAGCUCCCAGUAUUGUGGUGAAGAUUAAACAAAAUAACAUGUGAGGGAAAUGAGCCUGGCACUCAGGCAGCAAUAGAUCCUUUCCACCCUUGCCUGGGAACUUGUCGCAUUCCCCCAGGUGUCUGGGAAGAGUCCACACUAACCACAGUUGAAUCUCUCAGCAGGCGGGGGAGCACGGUGGGUGAGAGUUGCUCUCAAGGUGUGAGAAUUCAGUGAGGAAACCAGCACUUGCCACAUGCCAGGCACUGUUCUGAGACGUUUGCACGUUUUAAUUUACCUAAUCCUUCCAACAGCCCCUUCGGUUAGUUAUCACCCUCAUUUCCCAGAUGAGGGAACGAGGCCCAGAAAGGUUAAAUAACCUGUCCGGGGUCUGGAGUGGUAAGGCAGUGUGGGCCCACGGUCCAUGCUCUGCCCACCAGGCCGUACCAGCACAUGGGCAGCACCAGCAUCUCUGAUGGCGUUGUUGUUCUGUCAAGUAGGAGAGAUCAAACAAGCCUGCAAGCAUUCAGCCAGAAGGGUACGAAGAACAGCCCUGAAGGGUAGGGACUACUAGAGUGUUGGCAUCCAAGUGGAUUCCAGCUGGGAGGGCGCUGAGAGGGUACGUAGGCAGUAAGUGCAGUGGUUAGAACUCGGCUUAGGAUGCAGACAGACCUGGGCUCGAGUCACAGCGCUGCCUUGUAUAAGCUGUGUGACCUUGGGCCAGGUACUGAUUCUUUCAGCGCCUCAGAGACCUUAUCUGUGUGAGGGGAUAUGAAAGGACAUUCCUUCUAGAGUUGCUGGAAAGAUUAAAUGAGACAUUGUGCUCUUUGUGGUGUGAGGUGCGCAUUAUGGGCUUGAAGGUUAUUGGUGGUGGUGCAGGGAGUUUGCACAGUCUCUGCGUGCGUAAGUUUUUGAAAUGUCCAGAUGCUAAAAUGUGAGGCUGUCGUGGGAGUGGGGGCGUGGUCCUGGAAAUACUGAUGCUCACAGGGGGUUGGUCCUCGGACUGCAAAUAUGAGGAUUCUUACCAAUCCCACCAUCCCCUUCCACAUGAAGAUAGUGAAAUGGGGGCAGUAGCAGGGAAGCAGGCAGAGACUGGCACUCACCACAGCAUUUCUUAGAGGCCAGAACAUGGGUUUUGAUGCCUCAUACAAGGGCAUGUUUGGAGAGGAGGGGGAGGAAGACACAUCUGGGACCUCCCUGGGUUCUGGCCAGGAAGCUGAAAUGGGGCCAGCAGAGAGCAGGCUCAGCUUGAGGACAGCCUUCCAGCCUAGGCAUAGUCAGGGAGGCAAAAGCAGGGUGGGGUCAGAGUGGGGGGUCCCACAGAGAGCACCAGUGGAAUGGUGAGAGGCCACAUGAUGAAGUCAGCUCGGGAUGUGUAUUUCCAGCUGCAGGAGCCCUGGGUCCUAGGCCAUCCAGAGUGUUAGCUGUCUAGGUGGAGCACAGCAGACCCUGGGCUGCGAGGGCCCUUGGAGAUCAUCUCGACCAGAGUGAAGACCCACUCGGAGCUGUGCCCACGUGACCUGCUAAUGAAGUGCCACAGGCUUAUGUCAUGUUCUUUAUUUCCAGAUAAAUCACAGCCUGUCCAAGGCCACCCCUGCAAUGGCAUCUCUCACUCUCACCUACAGCCCAGUAUGUUUUCUUGAGUGCAAGAGAAAGGAAUUGAGUUUCAACUAGUAAAUACCCUGGAAUUGCUCAUUAUAGCCGUGAGCAUAUGUUGCAUGUUUGAAUGGCUUGGUAAUGUCCACCCAAGCAGAAUAAAGGGAUGACAUGGAAGCCUACCGGACCCAGAACCGCUUCCUCAACUCUGAGAUCCAUCAGGUCACAAAGAUCUGGAGAAAGGUGGCUGAGAAGGAGAAGGCCCUCCUGAUGAAGUGCGCCUACCUCCAAGCGAAGAACUGCCAGGUGGAAAGCAAGUACCUGGCAGGGCUGCGGAGGCUGCAGGAGAUCAUGGGGGAUGAGGCCAGCAAGUGCUCGGAGCUGUUGAAGCAGCUUAUCCAGGAAGCACUGCAGUGGGAGGCCGAUGAGGCUGUGGCUGACGGCGUGCGGCUGAGCCCCAUCAGCGAGUAUGACGAGUAUGGCUUCCUGACGGUGCCUGACUACGAGGUAGAAGACCUGAAGCUACUGGCCAAGAUCCAGGUGCUAGAGGUCCGUUCCCACCACCUGCUGGCCCAUGAGGAGCAGCCACUGCGAGAGCGCUGGGCUGCCCUGGGGGAGCUUGUGCCCUCAGCUGAGCUUAAGCAGCUGCUGCGAGCAGGCAUUCCCCAAGAGCACCGGCCACGUGUCUGGAGGUGGCUUGUCCACCUCCGUGUGCAGCACCUGCAGGUCCCUGGCCACUAUCAGAAGCUGCUGAGCCGAGGCCAGACCUGUGAGCACCCCGCUGCCCGUCAGAUCGAGCUGGACCUGAACCGUACCUUCCCCAACAACAAGCACUUCACCUGUCCCACCUCCAGCUUCCCCGACAAGCUCCGCCGGGUACUGCUGGCCUUCUCCUGGCAGAAUCCCACCAUCGGCUACUGCCAGGGCCUGAACAGGCUGGCAGCCAUUGCUCUGCUGAUCCUGGACGAGGAGGAGAGUGCCUUCUGGUGCCUGGUGGCCAUCGUAGAGACCAUCCUGCCAGCUGACUACUAUAGCAAGACGCUGACGGCGUCCCAGGUAGACCAGAGGGUGCUCCAGGACCUCCUCUCAGAGAAGCUGCCCAGGCUGAUGGCUCACCUGGGGCAGCACCACGUGGACCUCUCCCUCAUCACCUUCAACUGGUUCCUCGUGGUAUUUGCAGACAGUCUCAUCAGUGACAUCCUCCUCCGGGUCUGGGAUGCCUUCCUGUAUGAGGGGACCAAGGUGGUGUUCCGCUAUGCUUUGGCCAUUUUCAAGUACAACGAGGAGGAGAUCCUGAGGCUGCAGGACGGCCUAGAGAUCUACCAGUACCUGCGCUUCUUCACCAAGACCAUCUGCAACAGCCGGAAGCUGAUGAGCAUCGCCUUCAACGACAUGAACCCUUUUCCCAUGAAGCAGCUGCGGCAGCUGCGGACGGCCCACCGGGAGCGGCUGGAGGCUGAGCUGCGGCAGCUGGAACAGCUCAAGGCCAAGUACUUGGAGACCCAGGCCUUCCGGGGCCGAGCAGUGCCUGAGGGCUGCCCCAGCGAGGACGAGGAUGAGGGCGAGGGUGAGGCAGAGGCCUGACCUGGCCACCUGCCCUCCCCAGAGCGCUUUCUCACAUUUGGCUGGCAGGCCCACUGAGGACGGGCAUGGACCAGUGGCCCAGGCCAGGAGCCUCCUCGCCUGUCACCUGGGCCUCAGGC